Messenger RNA from Python bivittatus (Burmese python), 2811 nucleotides. The record is from RefSeq and is a predicted model, not a curated record. NCBI's taxonomy places the organism in Eukaryota, Metazoa, Chordata, Lepidosauria, Squamata, Pythonidae.
CGCCGAGCUUCCGGUCACUCAAUCUACGGCAAGUGGGUCGUGUGGAAGCGGCGGUGGCGGUGCCAGGGGCGAGAGGGAAGUGCCUUUUGUAACACAAAUGGGUGAUGAAAAGGAAUCUUGGAAGGUGAAAACGUUAGAUGAAAUUCUUCAGGAGAAGAAGCGCCGGAAGGAGCAGGAGGAGAAGGCAGAUAUAAAGCGCCUCAAAAAUUCUGAUGAUCGGGACUCAAAGCGGGAUUCCCUUGAAGAGGGAGAGUUAAGGGAUCACCGUAUGGAGAUCACUAUCAGGAAUUCACCUUACAGGAGAGAAGAUUCAAUGGACGACAGGGGAGAGGAGGACGACUCCCUGGCAAUCAAACCACCCCAACAAAUGUCACGCAAGGAGAAGGCCCACCACAGAAAAGACGAGAAGCGGAAAGAGAAGCGGCGCCACCGCAGUCACUCAGCAGAAGGGAAACAUGCUAGGGUGAAAGAGAAAGAACGCGAACAUGAACGUAGAAAAAGGCACCGCGAAGAGCAGGAUAAGGCCCGCCGCGAAUGGGAGAGGCAAAAAAGGAGAGAAUUGGCUAGGGAGCACUCACGGAGAGAGAGGGACCGCUUGGAGCAGCUUGAGCGAAAACGGGAACGGGAGAGGAAAUUAAGGGAGCAACAGAAGGAGCAGCGGGAGUUAAAAGAACGGGAGAGGCGAGCAGAAGAAAGGAGAAAAGAACGGGAAGCCAGACGGGAGAUUUCAGGGCAUCAUAGGACCAUGAGAGAAGACUACGGGGAGAAAGUAAGAAUUUGGAGCCGAAGCCCCUUGCGACAACAGAGAGAAAAACUUGAACAGUCAGAAAUCAGGAAGCCAGUGAGAGAGGAGAAACCAGAAGGGAAAGACCCUCUUUCAGAUCUCCAGGACAUCAGUGACAGUGAGCGAAAAACCAGCUCGGCAGAAACUUCGUCAGGGGAAUCUGGAUCAGGUUCAGAAGAAGAGGAGGAGGAAGAAGAGGAGGAGGAAGAAGAAUCCAGCAGUGAAGAGUCUGAAGAUGAGGAAGAGGAAGAGGAGGAAGAAGAGGAGGAGACAGGAAGCAAUUCGGAAGAAGUCUCUGAACAGUCAGCUGAAGAAGUGAGCGAAGAUGAAAUGAGCGAAGAAGAGGAACGAGAAAACGGAGACCAUCUCCCAGUUGUUACAGAGUCAAGGUUCGACCAGGAUUCUGCGGGAAGUGAAGCCGAGGAAGAGGAUGCUGGCGAAGGAAGCCCGCAGUCCAACGCCAUGACGGAAGGCGAAUAUCUUCCUGACUCGCCCAUCUCCUCGCCCGUAGAGCUGAAGCAAGAGCUGCCCAAAUAUCUCCCAGCCCUUCAGGGCUGCCGCAGCGUGGAAGAAUUUCAGUGCUUGAACCGGAUCGAGGAAGGGACUUACGGCGUGGUGUACAGAGCGAAAGACAAAAAAACAGAUGAAAUUGUGGCCCUGAAGCGGUUAAAAAUGGAGAAGGAGAAAGAAGGUUUUCCUAUUACUUCCUUAAGAGAGAUCAACACCAUUCUCAAAGCUCAGCACCCAAAUAUUGUCACUGUUCGGGAGAUUGUCGUGGGGAGCAACAUGGACAAGAUCUACAUCGUGAUGAACUACGUCGAGCACGACCUCAAAAGCUUGAUGGAAACCAUGAAACAGCCCUUUCUGCCAGGGGAAGUGAAAACCUUGAUGAUUCAAUUGCUCCGGGGGGUGAAACACCUCCACGACAACUGGAUUCUGCACCGGGACUUGAAAACCUCUAACCUGCUCUUGAGUCAUGCUGGGAUUUUAAAAGUUGGAGAUUUUGGACUGGCCCGAGAAUACGGUUCUCCCUUAAAGCCGUACACCCCCGUCGUCGUGACGUUGUGGUACCGUGCCCCCGAGCUCUUACUCGGAGCCAAGGAAUAUUCCACAGCCAUCGAUAUGUGGUCCGUGGGCUGUAUUUUCGGAGAGCUGUUAACCCAGAAGCCGCUUUUUCCAGGAAAAUCCGAAAUAGACCAAAUUAACAAAGUUUUUAAAGACCUGGGAACUCCGAGUGAAAAAAUCUGGCCAGGGUAUAACGAGCUACCAGCGGUAAAGAAGAUGACGUUCACUGAGUACCCGUAUAACAACCUUCGCAAACGGUUCGGUGCCCUCCUUUCGGAUCAGGGAUUUGACCUCAUGAAUAAGUGAGUGGGGGGCUCCUUUCAAGAAAGCAAGAAAUGAGAUUUUUGCGGGGAUUAGAAUGGGACCCAAAUCCAGGCCAGAGUUAGAUGAGCAGAGGGGCAGCUGUAGUUCUCCAGGGAAUUUUGACAGUUGGUCCCCAUCCGGGUUGACCAUUAGCCUCUCAUCUGAAGGCUUUUUUUAAAAAAAAAUUUUCCUACAUUUGGGUAAAAUCCAGGUUUUUUGUUUCCCCCAGUCCACUGAUCCACGCUCAGCAGCUGACACCAAGCAAAGCCAUUGUAAUCUCCUGUAAUGCCCCCCGUGCAAUUUCACUCCAGGGCAUUGUGGGAAAUGGAAAACAGGCAAUCAUAUGCUUUUCCAGCGGGGGGCAGCACCUAGCCAAUCUUGGUCAAGCCUGGGCGCAGGGACUGAAGGAUAGGAAAUUGAAAAAUCUUCUGGGAAGAAGGCCAUGAAAAAAAUGACGUCAUUGCCCUGAAAAUGACAUACCUCGACUAAAAUCUUUAUUUUUUAAUCCCUUGUGUAGAACCAAUAUAAUUCUAUAAAGCAGUGGUGAAAAUGCUGGUAGGUUCAGGUUGCAGAACAGCCUGGCUUGAGAGAUGGAUCAGUGGUCUUCCAAUAUUUAUUCAAUAUCCACCCCUCAUUGAAAUAAUCCCAGGGUGUAUGCA